AUGAUUGGACUGAUUUGGCACUUCCCGCAGUGGCAGACUCUGAUCAUUGCCCUCAUCAGCUCGACGUCGCUGCCUUGUUGCCGUUGUAUGCCCACAAAUUCGAUCCGAAGGAAGCGGCCCGGGCAUUGGGGCUUCCGGUUUCCUGAGGUAUCAGGCAUCCGCUGCGUUUCCGCUGCUCCUGCAAGCCGAGACUUGGAUGGAUUGGUGACGGCGGCCCCGGAAGAGGGUGUGAAGUGCCCGAUGUUGUCUGGAGCUCAGGGCAUGCGGUGGUUGGAGCUGCCCCUGUACUUGCCAAUGCUCGCUUGGACGGCCAUCGUCUUUGUGAUCGCCCGGCUUUGCUUCAUCCUCAUUCCCACGCAGACAGAGUUUCUUGGUGGCAUCACAAGCCAUCAGAAGUGGUUGGGUAAGCUCUGA
This is a messenger RNA of Symbiodinium natans, 414 nucleotides long. The record is from the annotation of a GenBank genome assembly. NCBI's taxonomy places the organism in Eukaryota, Dinophyceae, Suessiales, Symbiodiniaceae.